Messenger RNA from Lathyrus sativus (Indian pea), 3333 nucleotides. The record is from the annotation of a GenBank genome assembly. Lineage: Eukaryota; Viridiplantae; Streptophyta; Magnoliopsida; Fabales; Fabaceae.
AUGAAUCCCAUAAUAUCAUGCUCCAUUGGCAAUGCUUCAAUUAUUCCUGGAGUUGCGUAUUCGACAAGGAAGAAUAACACUUUAACUAGACUCAGUUUUUCAAGGAGUUCUUUAAAACAAGGAUCGUCGACUCGGAGAUUUCUCUUUCCUUCAUUUGUCGUCAAUGGAGUGUUUCCGCAGAACAAACGGAUAUGCUCUUAUCGUAGGAAAUCUAGAACCUCCAUAUCAGCCACAGAAACAGAAGCACCCGUGGAGGUAACAGGUUUACCUAUUGCAGAUGAAGUUUCUAGUGAAUCUCCUUCAGUUGAAGUUGUAAAAAGCGUAGAUUCAUCUCCUAAGUCCGAUGAGAACACUAGUUCUGUAAAAGCAAAACGUGUAAUACCGAGGAGGAAAAGCGAGAUGCCUCCGGUAAAGAAAGAGGAAUUGAUUCCAGGUGCAGAAUUUACGGGGAAAGUAGUAUCUAUCCGGACGUUCGGUGCAUUUGUUGAUAUCGGAGCUUUCUCAGACGGACUUGUUCAUAUUUCUAUGUUGAGUGAUAGUUAUGUAAAGGAUGUUGCGAGUGUUCUUUCUGUUGGACAAGAAGUGAAGGUGAAGCUGAUUGAAGUGAACGAUGAAACUAAGCGUAUAUCUCUCUCUAUGCGUGAGAAUGCUGACACUGGCAAACGUAACGAUGCACCGAACACUACGGGGAGAUACAACCCUGAUAGGAGGGAUCCUUCAAAAUCUGGUACUGGCAAACGUAAUGAUGCACCGAACACUACAGAAAGAUACAACCCUGAUAGGAGGGACCCUUCAAAAUCUGGUACGAAGAAACAAACGAAAUUAUCCGUAGGUCAGGAGUUGAACGGUACGGUGAAGAAUGCAAUAAGGAGUGGUACUUUUAUAUCUCUUCCGGAAGGUGAGGAGGGAUUUCUACCGAUAAAUGAGGAGAGUGACAAUCCAGUUACGAAAGUAAUGGGAAAAUCUUCGUUGAAGGAUGGUCAAGAAGUUAGCGUACGGGUUUUGCGUAUCACAAGAGGACAAGCGACGUUGACUAUGAAGAAGGAAGGAGCUGUUCCGGAAUCAGGCAGUCCAUAUGAACUACAAAAGAGUAUGGGUGUUGGAACAAACCCUUUUACAAUGGCUUUUCGUAAAAAUAAGGAUAUUGCUAAAUUUCUGGAUGAGAGGGAGAAAGUUCAAAGCGAAGGGAAAUCAUCAGCAACAAAAACUGAGGAAGAUGUUGGAACUAGUUCAUCGGUCGGUUCCUCAACAACUGUUGCAGAUGAUGAAAGCAGUCAAGGAAGUAUUAUAAAUGGUGACGCCGAGAAGGAAACGGAGGAAGCUUCUGAAGGGGAUAUAUCUGCUGUCAAUCCAAUAGUCGAGGAAGCUAUUCAGACAGAUAUCACAAGUGAUGUAGAAACCGAGUCACCAGUUGAAGCGACUGAUGAGAAUGUAAUAGAAAGUGGAGUUGAUCAAAUUGUUGCGGAAGAUGAAAAACAAUCAGAAGCUGAUAAUGAAAAAGAAGAACUUGUAGCUGAAACGCAGACAGAUAAUGAAGCAGUUGAGCCCGUCCCUGUUGUUACAGAAUCAGACAUAACAUCAAGUGCACCAGCUCUUCAAGAAACAGCAGAGAACAAGGACAAUGUUGAAGCUGUUCCAGAGAACAAUGACAAUGUUGAAGCUGUUCCAGAGAACAAUGAGAGUGAUUUGUCUCCCGAGGGAAGCUUGAACAAAGAUGGAACCGAAGAAAACAAUCAAAUUCCCUCUCCUGAAAGUCCUCCCACUGAAGAAGUGCAAGAAGAACAAACACCUGUGGCAGCAGAAGUUGAAGAGGAAAACAAUCAAAUUCCCUCUCCAGAAAGUCCUCCCACUGAAGAAGUGCAAGAAAAACAAACACCUGUGGCAGCAGAAGUUGAAGAGGUUGCAAUUGCAUCCGAGACAAACAGCACCUUAUCUAGUUCUAAUGAACAAACCGAAAUUACUGCAUCAGAUGAAGGCUCGAGUAAAGCAACCAUAUCACCAACACUUGUGAAGCAACUUCGGGAUGAAACCGGAGCUGGAAUGAUGGACUGCAAAAAUGCUCUAUCAGAGAGUGAAGGCGAUAUUAUUAAAGCACAAGAGCUCCUUAGGAAAAAAGGCAUAGCAAGCGCAGACAAGAAAGCAGCCAGAGCAACUGCUGAAGGAAGGAUAGGUUCUUACAUCCACGACAGCAGGAUCGGUGUUUUGGUAGAAGUAAACUGCGAGACCGAUUUUGUCUCCCGAGGUGAAAUUUUUAAAGAGGUUGUUGAGGAUAUAGCCAUGCAAGUGGCUGCGUGUCCUCAAGUAGAGUAUAUUGCUACUGAAGAUGUUCCUGAGGAAUUCGUGAACAAAGAAAAAGAGAUAGAAAUGCAGAAAGAAGAUCUUGCUUCGAAACCGGAGCAAAUCAGAUCGAGGAUUGUUGAAGGACGGAUAAGGAAAAGACUCGAGGAAUUGGCUUUGCUUGAGCAGCCCUACAUCAAGAAUGACAAAGUUCCCAUAAAGGAUUGGGUCAAGCAGACAAUUGCAACUAUUGGAGAAAAUAUUAAAGUUACGAGGUUUGUGCGGUUCAACCUCGGCGAAGGUUUGGAAAAGAAAAGCCAGGAUUUUGCUGCUGAAGUAGCUGCACAAACUGCAGCAAAACCAGUGACUACACCGGUGAAAGAGGAGCCUGCUGCUGCCGAAGUCAAGGAAACUGAACAAAAGAAACCAGCAGUAUCGAUCUCGGCCUCAUUGGUUAAACAGUUAAGGGAAGAAACCGGUGCGGGGAUGAUGGACUGUAAGAAAGCUCUUGCUGAAACCGAAGGUGAUCUUGAAAAGGCGCAAGCAUACCUCAGGAAAAAGGGUCUCUCGUCCGCUGACAAGAAAUCCGGAAGACUUGCAGCUGAAGGAAGAAUUGGUACAUACAUUCACGAUUCACGCAUAGGAGUUCUAAUCGAAGUCAACUGUGAAACCGACUUUGUUGGCAGAAGUGAGAAAUUUAAGGAACUGGUCGAUGAUCUUGCAAUGCAAGUUGUGGCUUGUCCACAGGUUCAGUUUGUAUCGAUUGAAGAUAUUCCAGAAGCCAUUGUGAAGAAGGAAAAAGAACUCGAGAUGCAACGGGAAGACCUUGCUUCAAAACCCGAGAACAUAAGAGAGAGAAUUGUUGAGGGAAGAAUCUCAAAGAGGUUAGGAGAGCUUGCUCUUCUAGAGCAGCCUUUCAUUAAGGAUGACAGUGUGUUGGUGAAAGAUUUGGUGAAGCAAAGUAUAGCUGCCAUUGGAGAGAACAUUAAAGUGCGGCGUUUUGCUCGGUUCACUCUCGGAGAGACAGUUGAAAAAGAAACAACAGUUGCAGCAUAA